Sparassis crispa is the source of this 855-nucleotide messenger RNA. RefSeq lists its product as hypothetical. The record is from RefSeq and is a predicted model, not a curated record. Gene Ontology annotation, molecular function: oxidoreductase activity, acting on the CH-OH group of donors, NAD or NADP as acceptor. The coding region runs from base 1 to 855 and encodes 284 amino acids. The transcript has 3 exons. Lineage: Eukaryota; Fungi; Basidiomycota; Agaricomycetes; Polyporales; Sparassidaceae.
AUGUUGGACAGGCUGCAUAGGAUGUUGUCUUUGGAGCAUCCUAUUUUUUUUUCCAACCUGAAGGGCAAGCUGCCGUCCUCAUCACCGGCUGCACGUAAAGGCAUCGGGCAGGUGACUGCAUGCACCUUUGCCCGCUCUGGCUGCUCAGUAGCAGUGCACUACCAGGCGGCAUCCUCACACGCCAAGGCAGAUAUGCUCAUCUCCGACCUCAAGGCCAUUGCCAGCUCCGACGCGCGGUUCGCCAUCUUCCACACAGACCUGUCAAACUACGAUGAGGUGCGCCGCCUCCAUGCUGAGGUUGUGCAGCAGAUCGGGCAUCCGGACAUCCUCUUCGCAAACCACGGCAUCGCGGGGCCUAAGAUUGGCCCGCUGGGCAAUAUCAACGACGUGCCCAUGGAGGUGUUCGAAGAGAUGUGGCGGAUGAACACCGGCACGAGCUACAUGCUUGCACAGCUCUGUGUGCCACACAUGGAAGCGCAGAAAUAUGAACAUGCCAUUUUCACGUCGAGUAUCGCUGCAGGUAAUUCUUUGCAUCGGGCACUCGUCCAACGCCGCAGAUCUUUCCACCAUCUACCAGGUAACAGUGGACUCAUCGAACCCCACUACACAUCAUUCAAAGCCGCCCUGCAUGGCCUGGUCCACUGGCUCUCCCUGUGGUAUGCCAAGGACGGAAUCAAAUCUAGUGCUAUUGCGCCCGCACUCAUCGAGGAUACCGCCACGAUGGCGAACCUGAUGCCUGAGAUGUGGAGCAAGAUCCCCAUCGGGCAACUUGGGAAGCCCGACAAGAUGGCCUGCAGGACAUGCUGCAGUCACCCUCUUCCCCACUUGUACUUGCGCCAACGCCCGCGCACAUGA